AAUAUGAACAUACGGUGUCGUUGUUCUGGCCGUAGAUUCCUCUUUGGAAUCCAUUUGCUCUCAGAAGUGAAGAAGGAUGUAAUACGAGAACUUGGUUUUGGUGGGCUAUUGCAAUUAGGUUGUAAGGAGGUUAAUUUAGAUUUAUGUUUUUGGUUGAUAAAAAACACAAACAUUGCUUAUUCCCAACUCGAGUUAUUUGGGGGUAAGAAGGUUUCUUUGACAUGUCAUGAUGUUGGGAUGACGAUGGGCAUUCCACAUAGUGGAAGAAAGUUAAUUGUUGAGAAGGGAAGUGUUAAAGCUAGUCAAAUGCCGAGUUUGCAAGAUAUAGAGUCAAUGAUGGUUGGCAUCGAUGAUAUGGAGGAAUUUAAGCGGGUCUUCUUGAUUUUCGCUUGUGCAACCUUAUUGGCACCCACUUCUCGUUUGGAAGGUAGUCACUCGUUAUGGUAUACACCCCGAGAGCAGUUACUUGGGAACAUAAAUUGGGGAGAAUAUGUCUUAGAAUUUUUUAUUCAAGCUAUACAUGAACAUAGGAGGAAGGAAAGUGUUUGGAUUAAAGGGUGUUUGAUGUUUCUACAGAUAUUCUACUUUUCAAUAUCUAAUUUUCCAGCCAUGUAUGUGGAACUUACCACUCCUCGCAUUGCUGCAUGGAAUGAUUUUUUGGUCAAGCAACGCAUCAAGUUGGAGUUAGAAAUGCUUGGAGGAUUUGGCAAAGUUGAGUUGGUUAGCACAUCGGCGGAGCAAGAUGAAACAGAAAAAAAUAAGGCUCCUACAGUUGAUGACCCAGUUGACCCAGAUGAGAAUGAAGACUUUGAUGUUAUUUGUGCUCGCAUGGAGGCAACACAACGUCAAAUCACCGAUGCACAAAGUCAUCUUAAUAGUCUUAUUGCAUCAUACAACCGUGACGUGAAAGUGUUGAGGACUCGUUUCACCUCUUCACAUUAUCGCACAGAUGAAGGCCAACCGUUAAAUUUUCAUGAACAUGUUAAUGAAAGUGGUGCACCAUUUUAUACAAAUAAUCCACAACAUUCACCUGGGUGUUAG
Molecule: messenger RNA, 1041 nt
Organism: Vitis vinifera (wine grape)
Lineage: Eukaryota; Viridiplantae; Streptophyta; Magnoliopsida; Vitales; Vitaceae
Exons: 5
Coding region: 4-1041 (345 amino acids)
Source: RefSeq, a predicted model, not a curated record